AGCAGAGUUAUGCCCGUAGCUGAAGAGCGGCUCGGGGUGGAGAACGGUUUUGGUUAAAGGUACAGAGCUAAGUUCGGACUCUAGAGAUUCAGCAAUCCUAGGAUGGGAUCCGUUUGCAUCUGCACUUGAGCCAUUAAUAAAGAUGUCUUUCUUCUUUUAACCGUCGCAGCAGAUUAUAAGACACUGUUGACCAGAAAUAAAAAAAAAAAAGCCUUUGGAGGUCAUAUCGUCUUCACGAUCAUCUUCUUAGAACCCAUUUCUGUGUGUUGGGAUCGAAAAAGUACUAUUUUCAAAUCCAGAGCUAAGAAAAUACUGAGGCUGUUGGAAAUGAACCUGAACGGAAUUUUACACCUUGAAUAUGCAAAUUUCCACUCUUGCAUUAGUUUAAAAAAACACACACCUAAAUUCUGGUGUUUAAUUGACGCUUUUUUAAAAUACUAAAUUGUUUGCUUCUUUUGCCUAGGUCUCUGUGUUGGUUAGUUGAAACAAAAAAAUAAAUAUGGCCUUCUCCAGUUAUAAUUCAUUCUUAGCUAUUUUCUGGACAAGAUUGCCUAGCCAUUCUGUGUACCCUCCCUGCUCUCACUUCCCACCACUUGCAUUUUUCCACUUGCCAGAUUCUCACUUACGUACAACCUACAUGAAAAACUGUGGAAGCAGGAAGUACUCCUAUCCCAGUCUAACAGGCAGUAAUAAAGUCCAUCCACUACGAACUAGACUCUCACAAAAACUGCACACGACAUGCUGGCUACAAAAUGCCGCCGGUAAACCUCAGCUGGAGCAAACAGGCAAGCCAAAGGUGACAAGCCCUCAGCCUACCAAAGAAGCCGAGACAGAGAUUACAGAAGAAAAGCGGUCCUUGAGACAAAAAAUCAUAGACGAACUUAAGUACUAUUACAAUGGAUUCAGUUUACUUUGGAUUGACACCAAAGUCGCUGCCAGAAUAGUUUGGAGGCUGCUGCAUGGACAGGCGCUAAGCAGACGAGAGAGGCGAAGGCUGUUGAGAACAUGUGCUGAUGUCUUCCGCUUGGUCCCGUUUAUGGUGUUCAUAAUUGUACCUUUUAUGGAAUUCUUGAUACCAGUGUUUCUGAAGCUCUUCCCAGACAUGUUGCCAUCAACUUUUGAAAGUGAAUCCAAAAAGGAAGAAAAACAGAAAAAGACGAUGGCUGCCAAAUUGGAAAUAGCAAAAUUCCUUCAAGAAACAAUGACAGAGAUGGCGAGGAGAAACCGAGCCAAGUUGGGAGAUGCUUCUUCACAGCUUUUCUCCUAUGUGAAACAGGUCCAAACAGGUCACAAGCCCUCCACUAAGGAGAUAGUUCGCUUCUCCAAACUCUUCGAGGAUCAGUUAGCCCUGGAACACUUAGACCGACCCCAGCUGGUUGCCCUGUGUAAGCUGCUAGAAUUGCAGGCCUUCGGGACAAACAAUUUGCUCCGCUUCCAGCUCCUGAUGACACUGAAGUCUAUAAAAGCAGAUGAUGAAAUAAUUGCCAAAGAAGGGGUGAAGGCUUUAAGUGUGUCAGAACUACAGUCUGCAUGCCGGGCCCGGGGGAUGAGGUCGCUGGGCCUCACUGAGGAGCAGCUGUGCCAGCAGCUCACAGAGUGGCUGGACCUCCACUUGAAGGAGAACGUCCCUCCUUCUCUUUUGCUCCUGUCUCGUACCUUCUACCUGAUAGACGUGAAGCCAAAGCCCAUUCAACUCCCACCAAGUAUAGAGACUCCACAGUCAAACCUUGGGAUACCGUCAUCUCCGACCCCUGAGUCAAAGGAGAACAUUACAGACCCUGCACCUCAGCUAAAGGGAACGAAGGAUGAAGAAUUUAUACAACUGCCCCCAGUACCAUCAUCACUCAUAACACCAGCAGCAACUAUUUCCAAAGAAGCAGUAAGUAACCUACAGAGAAACCUCCCCGGUUAUCUGGAAGGGCAUUGGAGCUGCAGUACCAUGCGUACCACAAACCAUGACAUCAUUCCUGCUGCCAUCCAGACAGGAAUGUAGGCUGGACUCCAGCCUUCUCAUAAGCGCUACCUUUCCCCUUCAACUGUCCAAAAGUAGAGGGAAAAGCCAGCGCCCUGGUGGAGCAACCUAAGCAUGAACGUCUAGAAGCUAAUUACACUAUAGGCAGAGCCUUAGUUUUAAGUGCUAAAUGCAAAUAGUUCCCACAUGUUAUGUAGUUUACACAGGCUUCUGAUGUCAGGAAAUAGAAGCAGGAAAGCAAUUAAAGUUUUAGAAAAAUACAUGUAAAUAGGAAAUUUCUGUGCCCACUUCUCCCAUUUGGGCCAGGUAAUUUGGGGGAGGUCAGAAAGCAUGACAAGCAAACAGAAGUGGGCGGCUGGGGAGAGGUGAACUGCGUCUGACAGUCCACCGUAGGCCAGUCUGUGAGCCUGUGGCUGGGCUGGCGUUCAGAGGACCCCAUGCUUAUCACCAAAGCAAUCACACCAGUAUCAUCUCAUGGCCACUGUCUCUCUGCGCUUCUUUGGGGAGGGUUGAGGACGUUCACACUGAACGCAGUUCAGGCUUUCCUGGAACUUAGGCCAGGUCUACCUCACCAGCCUCGGGGCAGGGAUUACAGACAGUCAGGUGGAGAGCACGGGCAUGACACACACGUCGAACAUGGCUUGUGGCCAUUAGUUUGGAUAAGAAGGUCAAAGUGGAUGCUCGCAGAAUUUAAGCUACUUGUGACCAAAGCCUAAAGUCCUGUUUUAUACCCAGAUCCUCCAGGCCAAAUCCCAGGAGACCUCACAGAACAGCAAGGCUAAUUCAAAAGGAGCCUAAGGAUCUCCUGAAGAUAUAGCUCCCUCUCUCCAGGCACUGCCCCUCAGCAGUGGCGUCCAUCCACGAAGGAAUUCUAGCUAAGACUGUCUGGCUUGAGAUAAAGGACCAGCCAUUACGUCGUCGGAGGCCUCGUGACCAUUCCAGAGAUUCGAGCAGUGACACCAAGCUCAGGCCAUUUGGAGAAGCUUAAUUACAGCCUAUCUCUACUGUAUGAUCUUGUCAUCUUAGCAAACGUUGCAUAAAGCCACUCCCACCA
Molecule: messenger RNA, 3026 nt
Organism: Grammomys surdaster
Lineage: Eukaryota; Metazoa; Chordata; Mammalia; Rodentia; Muridae
Gene: Letm2
Product: leucine zipper and EF-hand containing transmembrane protein 2
Exons: 10
Coding region: 500-1993 (497 amino acids)
Biological process (GO): intracellular monoatomic cation homeostasis
Cellular component (GO): mitochondrial inner membrane
Molecular function (GO): ribosome binding
Source: RefSeq, a predicted model, not a curated record